Messenger RNA from Sclerotinia sclerotiorum 1980 UF-70, 1542 nucleotides. RefSeq lists its product as hypothetical. The record is from RefSeq and is a predicted model, not a curated record. Lineage: Eukaryota; Fungi; Ascomycota; Leotiomycetes; Helotiales; Sclerotiniaceae. Bases 1 to 1542 code for a protein of 513 amino acids. The transcript is spliced from 4 exons.
AUGGCUUUGCCUAGUCCAGACAUAUGGCAGUGGGCCUUCCUAAUAUUGUGGCUCCAUCGUUACGUCAGAUUCAUCGUCAAUACAAUCAGCCAUUGGGUUUACAGAACAGUGCCAAUCCCUUCCAAUCCUUCUUUCACAUCCAAAGACGUGAGCGUCAUAAUACCUACGAUCCAUAACAAUUUCGAUGAGUUGAGAGAUUCUCUGCAGAGUAUCCUCGCAUGUCAACCAGCCGAGCUUAUUCUUGUCACGACAGCCGACAAAUACCAGAAGCUGCAGUACUUCUCCAAGUCCUUGGAAGCCAACAAUGUCAGUGUGUACUUUGCACCAAUCGCCAACAAACGAAUUCAAGUAUGCGAAGUUAUUCCUAAAGUGAAGACGCGCAUCUUGGUUAUGGCAGACGACGAUGUCACGUGGCCAAGAACAAUCCUACCCUGGUUACUUGCACCUUUCGAGGAUGCAAAGAUUGGUGGUGUUGGGCCAUGUCAACGAGUCAAGCGAGUACGCGAGGGUACCUUUGCCGAGCGUGCCUUCAAUUGGCUUGGAGCUGCUUAUAUUGAAAGGCGCAACUUUGAAAUUUCGGCUACCCAUGGUAUUGAUGGUGGAACAUCCUGCAUGUCUGGGCGAACUUGUGCAUUCAGGUCCGAGAUUCUGCAAAGUCCUCUUUUCUUGGAUGGAUUCAAGACUGAAAGAUGGGGUCAAUAUCAACUCAAUGCAGAUGAUGACAACUUUGUCACGAGAUGGCUUGUCGCAAACCAAUGGUCGACUUGGAUUCAAUACAAUCGAGAGUGCGAGAUUGAGACGACCCUGGAGAAUAAUUUUAAAUACUUGUAUCAAUGCUCGAGGUGGGCUCGCAGCAAUUGGAGAAGUAACUAUACCAGCUUAGUCACCGAGAGACAUGUUUGGCAUCAACAACCGUGGUGUGUGUAUGCUUUGCAUAUUGCCACUUUUACCUCCCUGUCCUUCGCCUUUGAUCCUCUCAUCAUCUUCCUUUCAUUCAAGGCUACUGCAUCUUGGUCUUCGCACCAUCAAAUAAUUGCAGUAAUUGCUCAAUUGGUAUUCAUGCUUAUAACAAAGGUUGUGAAGUUGAUCGGUCUUUUCAUUCGAGAACCAAAAGAUAUUGGAUUUCUUCCCGUCUCCAUUCUGUUUGGAUACUUUCACGGAUGGAUAAAACUGUAUGCACUGCUGACACUUCGGAUGACUUCGUGGGGUAGCCGUGCAGACGGAGAUGCCAAUGAUAGCCACCGUAUGAGUCCUCGGGCGCGCCGCAGCGAAAGCAUCACACUUCCACCGGGCAACCACCCCGGCCUCGUCCGCUACAAAGACGAGGUACAAGUGGGAGCACCAGAGACAUUCGAGAAAUCACAUCACACCUCCUGUUCCGAAAAAUCUAGUUGCGCAAUUGCACCGGAGCCUGACCUCUACCCCCGCCUGGAUGAUGUAUACGAUGAAUUUUUCAUCGACGAGAGCAAUCUCGACUCAGCUUCCGACACCUCUUACGAUCCAAACGAUUCCCAUGAUGAUGAUGUCUUUCUUUCUCAUUAA